AUGGGAACGGGCACCGGAAUCUGGGCUAUGGACAUGGCCGAUGCGCACCCCGAAGCCACCAUCAAAGGCAUCGACCUCUCCCCCAUCCAGCCUUCUUGGAUCCCCCCAAACCUGAAAUUCGAAGUCGACGACUAUAACCUUGAGUGGCUUGACCACAACAAAUAUGACCUGAUUCACGCUCGCGAGCUGCUGGGUACAGUUCCCAGCUGGCCGGAGAUGUACCGGAAAGUAUUGGGCGCCCUCAAACCCGGUGGCUGGUUCCAACAAGCCGAUCCCCAGGUUUUUUUGACCUCUAGUUACGACACCCUCGGCCCCGACCAUGUUUAUCACCAAUGGAACCCUCUACUUAUCGGUGCCGGGAAAAAGGCCGGCUUGGACUUUGACUCGGCCCCGCGCAUGAAAGGCUGGCUCGAGGAGGCUGGAUUUAUCAACGUGACUGAAUAUAGAGUUCCGUGGCCCAUCGGGACGUGGCCCAAAGAUCCGCACCAACGCGAGAUCGGCGCCUUUAACCAAGUUCGUAUCGAACAGGGUGUCGUGGACUUCUGCGGACGUCGGUUUACGAACAACCUCGGGGUACGUCAGCAUAGCGCUGUGGGUAGAACUUUGCUGAUCAUUCUGCAGUGGUCGCACGCGCAGUUAGAGGUAUUUGCAGCGUCAAUGCGGGCGGCUGUGAAGAAUAACAAAUUGUUAGCCCAUCAUUAUGUGUAUGUUGUUCUUCUGUUGUUUUCAGAAACAAGCUGA
This is a messenger RNA of Aspergillus chevalieri, 741 nucleotides long. Its product is annotated as class I SAM-dependent methyltransferase. The transcript has 3 exons. Lineage: Eukaryota; Fungi; Ascomycota; Eurotiomycetes; Eurotiales; Aspergillaceae. The coding region runs from base 1 to 741 and encodes 246 amino acids. Gene Ontology annotation, molecular function: methyltransferase activity. The record is from RefSeq and is a predicted model, not a curated record.